This is a messenger RNA of Aspergillus bombycis, 2046 nucleotides long. RefSeq lists its product as uncharacterized. Gene Ontology annotation, biological process: regulation of transcription by RNA polymerase II; DNA-templated transcription. Bases 1 to 2046 code for a protein of 681 amino acids. The record is from RefSeq and is a predicted model, not a curated record. Gene Ontology annotation, cellular component: chromatin. The transcript is spliced from 6 exons. Gene Ontology annotation, molecular function: RNA polymerase II cis-regulatory region sequence-specific DNA binding; zinc ion binding; DNA-binding transcription factor activity, RNA polymerase II-specific. Lineage: Eukaryota; Fungi; Ascomycota; Eurotiomycetes; Eurotiales; Aspergillaceae.
AUGGGAGGUACCUCCUCGCUGGGCCCGAAUGAGCACCCGAGUGGGUUCAUGCAAACAUCCGCGAUGGCCGGUGUUCAACAAACGGCUCCCAUACAAGAGCAGCUGGCGCUAGAGCUGCAGGUACGUCCGGAUCACAACACAGGAUCGGGGUUAACACCCCCGUUUGGACCGUAUCCCGACGACAUGGCCGCCGAAGAGGGCCCAACCACCGGCGGACCGGAUGUUCCCAUGGCCCAUUUUGCCUCCACGGCGAUGGACGAUCCCGUCCCGGCUUGCAAUGGCCCCUGGCCGGUCAUAUGGGACGGGCCGGGGGAUCUGGACUGGACAUCGUGGUUAACAGGAGCAGAUUUCGACCUGGAUGCGCUGAAUCAGUCAUUGCUGGAAUCGACGGAGCUCCGUGCACACGACGCUGCCCGCACCGGGGGUGGCGCACCGGGGCCAGUUCAGCGAAGAUGGCAUACCUUCUCCGAAACAGCGAUAUCGUCCGGCCAGACAACACCAGAUCGGGGCGAUCCAAGCACCAAUGACCCAGGCCAGAUCCGCAUUUUUGCCGACGAAUCGUACCGACAGAGACUUGCUGAGAGCCUCAGACAACGGAUCCAACCGGGAAUUCUACCCUCCACGGGAUUCCUGAACCUUUGUCUCCAGGCCUAUUUUACACACUUCCAGUCCAUAUUUCCUUUGCUUCAUGUGCCAACAUUUCAACCCUCCCAGAACAAUGCCAUUCUGCUCCUCUCCAUCUGCUCGAUCGGGAGUCUGUUUCUUGGGUCGGAGCGGGCAAUGACCCAUGGCAUAAGCAUGUUUGAACGGAUGCAGAAAGCAAUUUUGGCCUCCUGGGAGACUCAUAUCUCCGCGAGGAAGGGUUUAUCGAUUAUUUCUUUACAGGCGGCGUUAAUAGGUCAAACCUUUGGCCUCCUGGUUGGGAGACCGAAGGACUUGACUGGAAUCGACAUCUUUCAUGGGAGUAUAGUGGCAUGGGCACGCAAAGCGAGGCUAUUUAAUCUGGCGGAUGAUCCCAGAGCACAUCUGAUCAAUAUAGAUGAUAACUACGAGGAACUGGAAGGAGCAUGGAGAUCCUGGGCGCGAAAUGAGGAGAAGAAACGUAUUGUUCUAGGCAUCUACAUUCAUGAUGUGGAAGUGGCUAAGCUCCACAAUCACGAACCGAUUCUCCGGCACGGAGUUGAAAAGGUGCCAAAAUUAUCUCCCCCAAACGUGUUCAUGGCGCCCAAUGCGGCCGCCUGGAAACGGGAGCUGAUAUCCAUACGGACACCGGUUCACAUCCCACCAUCUCCAGCCGACACGGAUCCACUUUCACUAUCGGUCGAAACAGGACAAGGCGAUGAUUUCGAGUCCUAUGCGACCCUAGAAUCCAUCGGUGCGUUAGCCCACGAGAAUCGCGAUUCUGGGGGUACUCGGCCGGCCAUUGUUCAAAACUGCCAGAAAUUAUUGACCCAGUGGUAUCUAAGGCGCGUCAACCACGACCCACGAAGCACGCUGCACGCCAACAGGACCCAGGACCCCUUCUGCCUCAUGAUCCUCUGGCACUCGACCUUCAUGCACCUAUAUACCCGUUUUGACGACCUGGAAUGUGCAUGCGGACGAGAGGGCGAGACGGUAUCGCAACAAAAGCGUCCGUACGCAGAGGCCUGGGUAAGGUCAGUGGAUGCGAAACGCACGCUCCUUCACGCAGCCUUGGUUCAGAGACACUUCCAGUCCAUUGCGGUGGGUGCGGAGCCAGCGGUCCAUGUGCCUAUGGCAUUGUACUAUUGUGGCAUCGCAUGGGCAUCUUUUACUCAGUUCCGGAUCAACGAACCUCCGAUCGAUGGCGAUUCUGAAGAUUUAGAUUUCCCGGAAUUGAGAAUGUUAGGGAUCAACCAGACGAAACUCUUCUGUGAAGUGACUCGUGGAAUUCAACUGGGAAGACUGGAAUCUGGCCCCCUUUUCAUAAUCAUCGACCUGCUAGGGAAGAUAAGCCAUUGGAAAAUAGCUCAGAACCUUUCAGCCACUCUACUGGCGUUCGUGGAGAAUUUGCCAGAUCUAUUUUGA